Messenger RNA from Knipowitschia caucasica, 1968 nucleotides. NCBI's taxonomy places the organism in Eukaryota, Metazoa, Chordata, Actinopteri, Gobiiformes, Gobiidae. The record is from the annotation of a GenBank genome assembly.
AUGUCAGAAAAGCAGGGGGAAAAUUACCUGGAGCUCAGCGAAUGUCCCGUAACCUUUGAGCAUGCUUCUGCCGUCAACAACGUGUUCUUCGACGAGGCAAACAAGCAGGUGUUUGCCGUGCGGUCAGGUGGGGCCACUGGAGUUGUGGUCAAAGGGCCAGAUGAUAAAAGCAGCCUGGCGUUCAGGAUGGAGGACAAAGGAGAAGUGAAGUGCAUCAAGUUCUCUCUGGGGAAUAAGAUCCUGGCGGUUCAGAGGAGCUGCAAGUCUGUGGAUUUCAUCAACUUCAUCCCAGAAUUCCCACACACAGAGUUCUCCCAGGAGUGCAAGACGAAGAAUGCAAACAUUUUAGGCUUUUGUUGGACCAACUGGAAUGAGGUGGUGUUUGUCACAGACCAGGGCGUUGAGUAUUACCAGGUGUUCCCAGACAAGCGCAGUCUGAAGCUGCUGAAAUCACAGAGUAUCAAUGUGAACUGGUUCCAGUACUGUCCAGAGACCUGUGUGCUGCUACUGUCCUCUACUGUCCAGGGGAAUGUACUGCAGCCACUAACAUUCAAAAACGGGACAAUGUCAAAAAUGUCUAAGUUUGAGAUCGAGCUUCCUGUGGUCCCCAAACCGGCCAAACUCAGCUUAUCGGAACGUGACGUCGCCAUGGCAACAAUUUACGGUCAGCUGUAUGUGAUGUAUCUGAAGCAUCAGUGUCGAUCUGCAAACAGCCCGGGUGCAGAAGUCGUGCUGUAUCACCUGCCCAGGGAGGGGGCCUGUAAGAAGAGCCAUGUGCUGAAGCUCAACACGGUCGGGAAGUUUGCUCUGAAUGUGGCUGACAACCUGGUGGUGGUGCAUCAUCAGAGCUCACAGACGUCUUUGAUCUUCGACAUCAAACUGAAUGAGGACGGUGCGAUUACCCAUCAGCCAGUGCUGCCGGCUCGCUCCAUCGCCCCCUACAGGAUCCCCCUGACAGGUCCUGCAGUGGUGCCAGCCCAGCCUCCUGUUCCCUGUCUUCUCUACUCUUCGUCCUGGAGCGUGUUUCAGCCCGACAUCAUCAUCAGCGCCAGUGAAGGGUAUCUCUGGUACCUGGAGGUGCGUCUCUCUCCUGCGGUGCUGCUGCUUCAGGACAAAGGGAAACUCAUGGACUUCCUUCUGAGACGCAGAGACUGUAAACGGGUGAUCCUGAGUGUGUGCGAGCAGAUACUGGCGUCUGCAGACAGGGGGAGUCUUCCUGUCGUGGCCACAGUGUUCGACAAACUGAACCAAGUUUACAAAGAGUAUCUGGAGGCGGAGCAGAGCUAUACACAGGCCAUGGAAUCUGGAGCGAGUCGAGGAAACACUCAGAAACGACCAAUCAGAACACAGGCUGUAAUCGACCAAUCAGACAUGUACACACACGUGCUGUCUGUCUUCACCGAGAACAAGGAGGUGUGCCAUAAGUUCACCAUCGCGGUGUUGAUGGAGUACAUCCGCUCGCUGAACCAGAACCAGAUCACGGUGCAGCACUAUCUGUAUGAGCUGGUGAUCAAGACGCUGGUGCAGCACGAGCUCUUCUACAUGUUACACCAGUUCCUGCAGUAUCACGUCCUCAGUGACUCCAAACCUCUGGCCUGUCUGCUGCUGUCUCUGGAGAGCACCUACCCCCCCGCCCAUCAGCUGUCUCUGGACAUGCUGAAGCGAUUGUCGACGGCAAAUGAUGAGAUCGUGGAGGUGCUUCUGUCCAAACAGCAGGUUCUGGGCGCACUCAGAUUCAUCCGUUCAGUCGGGGGCCACGACAACAUCUCGGCCCGUAAGUUCCUAGACGCGGCCCUGCAGACCGGGGACCACAUGUUGUUUUUCACUGUGUUCAGAUCCUUUCAGCAGCGAAACCAGCGCCUGAGAGGAAGUCCUGCCUUUACACCAGGAGAACACUGUGAGGAACACGUGGCGGAGUUUAAGAAGAUCUUUGGAGAGCAGUCUGUGAUGAAGCCAGCGACUGUCUGA